CCAAGACAACUAAAUCUUUAAUACAAAAAAUAGAGUGUAACGGAAAAACACUGCUACAGUAUGUUCUAUGAAUAGAAGAGUUACGACGUAGGGGCUAUUUAUUGUUAUGCUCUCAAAUUCACGUUCUUCUGCGCAAGACGAGAUUUUUUAUACCUGUAAUCAAUAAUGAAGUUAAGAUGAGAAUCUGGGUAGUAUACCAAUUGACGUUGAAGUAUAUAACAAAAUGGGCUAAUGGAAAAUUAGCGUUGCUUGGAUCUGGAAUAUCGCAAUCAUUCCUUUCAAUUUCUUCGCAGAACCACCAAACUGGGAACUUCAGCAUUGUUAAGAGACGACACAGGGUCCCCAUUGAUUCAGCUGUCAUUAAGCUGUUUGAGGAAAUGCAACAGAGAGCUCUACGUGCGAAAGAUAUUCAUUUUCAGCUUGUUGAUUAUAUCAAAUUGUCCCUCAGAAAACCCAAAAUUGUGACUGCUACUGUUGCCCAUUGUGCAGCAUUAAAGUUAGGUGCUCUGGCUCACCUCCCAAACUCAACAUCUCUACUCACUGUCUAUUCUAAGGCUGGAGAUUUUGUCUCUUCAAAGGGUUUGUUUGAUGAGAUUCCCAAUAGAGAUGUGAUUGCUUGGAAUGCUAUUGUUGCAGCAUCUCUUGAAAAUAAAUACUAUAGAACAGCAAUGGACUUCUUAGAGAAAAUGAUCAAGGGCAAAACUGGGUUUGAUUCUACUACUCUAUUGCUUAUGGUGUCAGCUUCUUCACUCAUAAAAAACUUUGACCAAGGACGGGUAAUUCAUUGUGUGAGUAUAAAAUCUGGGAUGCUAACGGAUCUCAGUUUAGGUAAUGCUCUUAUUGACAUGUAUGCUAAGUGUGGUGAUCUAAGCUCUUCCGAGGGUGUAUCCCAAGAGAUGGAAAGUAAAGAUAUUAUUUCGUGGAAUUCAAUGAUGACAGGCAGUAUUUACAAUGGGGAUCCAGUGAAAGCAUUGUAUUACUUCAAAAGGGUGAGUUUUUCUGAAGAAACAGCAGACAGUGUCAGUCUAUCUUGUGCCAUUUCAGCAUCUUCAAGUUUGGGAGAGCUGGCUCUUGGCCAGUCCAUUCACGGGCUGGGAAUCAAGCUAGGCUACAAGGACAGCACGCACGUUUCAGUUGCCAACUCUCUCAUUUCAUUAUAUUCACAAUGUGAGGACAUCAAAGCUGCUGAAACAGUGUUCAGAGAAAUAACACUCAAAGAUACUGUUUCCUGGAAUGCAAUGAUGGAAGGGUUUGCUUCAAAUGGAAAAAUUAAUGAAGUAUUUGAUCUUCUGGUUGAAAUGCAAAUAGUAGGGUCUUUCCCACCUGAUAUGGUGACAUUGACUACUAUACUUCCACUUUGUGCGGAACUGAUGCUCUACAGAGAAGGAAGAACUAUCCAUGGAUUUGCAAUUAGAAGACAAAUGAUGGUAUCUCAUCAUGUUAUGUUACUAAACAGCCUGAUAGACAUGUAUUCAAAGUGCAACCUGGUGGAGAAAGCUGAGCUCUUGUUCAAUUCUACCACAGAGAAGGACCCCGUAACAUGGAAUAUAAUGAUAUCUUGCUAUUCCCAUAACAGGUAUUCGGAUGAAGCUAAAAAAUUGUUCAGAGAGAUGCUACGUUGGGGCCUAAAUGGUAGUUCAUCUACUGUUUUUGCUAUUCUUUCUUCUUGUGACUCCUUUAACAGUCUCCAUUUCGGAAAAUCAGUUCACUGCUGGCAGUUAAAAUCUGGAUUUUUGAACCACAUUCUUUUAGUAAAUUCUCUCAUGCACAUGUAUAUCAAUUGUGAAUAUUUAGCUGCCAGUUUUUCAAUUUUGCAUGAGAAUUCUGCUUUAGCAGAUAUAGCCUCAUGGAACACACUAAUUGUGGGUUGUGUGCGAUGCAACCAUUUCAGAGAGGCUCUAGAUAUUUUCAAGUUGAUGAGACAGGAACCUCCUUUCAACUAUGACUCCAUAACCCUUGUAAAUAUCUUGUCUGCCUGUGCAAACCUGGAACUAUCCAGCCUAGGAAAGUCUCUGCAUGGCCUUGCACUUAAGACUCCAUUGGGAUCAGAUACUCGGGUUCAGAACUCAUUAAUUACUAUGUAUGACAGAUGCAGAGACAUCAACAGUGCCAAAGUAGUCUUCAAAUUCUGUUCCAUUCCCAAUCUUUGCUCAUGGAAUUGCAUAAUCUCAGCUUUAUCUCAUAAUGGAGAAAGUAGAGAAGCAUUGGGACUAUUUCGCCAUCUUCAGUUUGAACCAAACGUGAUCACCAUUGUUAGUCUUCUCUCUGCUUGCACUCAAAUCGGCGUCCUAAGACAUGGAAAACAGGCCCAUGGCCAUGUGUUCAGGACUGGCAUCGGAGAUAAUUCUUUCAUAUCAGCAGCUCUUAUAGAUUUCUACAGCAACUGUGGAAGAUUGGACACUGCCCUACACGUAUUCAGACAUGCAAAGGAGAAGUCGGAAUCAGCUUGGAAUUCAAUGAUUUCUGCAUAUGGAUAUCAUGGAAACGGUGAGAAAGCAGUCAAACUCUUCAAUGAGAUGUGCGAGUCAGGAGAAAGGGUGAGCAAAAGCACUUUUGUUAGCCUUUUAUCUGCAUGCAGGCAUUCAGGGCUUGUGAACCAAGGCAUUUGGUACUAUGAGUGUAUGUUGGAGAAAUAUGGAGUACAAGCUGGGACUGAGCAUCAAGUAUAUGUGGUUGACAUGCUUGGGAGAUCAGGUAGAUUGAAUGAGGCUUAUAAGUUUGCUAAGGGGUGUGACAGUUCAGGUGUUUGGGGAACUCUCCUAAGUGCAUGCAACUAUCAUGGAGAACUCAAGUUGGGAAAAAUAGUUGCUCAACAUCUCUUUCAACUGGAACCUCACAAUGUUGGAUAUUACAUAUCAUUGUCAAACAUGUAUGUAGCUGCAGGAAGCUGGAAAGAUGCUACCGACUUGAGACAAUUAAUCCAGGAUUUAGGUUUAAGAAAAACCCCAGGUUAUAGUCUUAUUGAUUUUGAUUUCUGAUAAAAAUUUUAAAAAGAUAGUUAUUUCACUUCGAGGUCACA
This is a messenger RNA of Vigna unguiculata (cowpea), 3019 nucleotides long. RefSeq names its product Tetratricopeptide repeat (TPR)-like superfamily protein. Gene Ontology annotation, biological process: RNA modification. The record is from RefSeq and is a predicted model, not a curated record. Gene Ontology annotation, molecular function: protein binding; RNA binding. Lineage: Eukaryota; Viridiplantae; Streptophyta; Magnoliopsida; Fabales; Fabaceae.